Molecule: messenger RNA, 1409 nt
Organism: Ylistrum balloti
Lineage: Eukaryota; Metazoa; Mollusca; Bivalvia; Pectinida; Pectinidae
Product: fibroblast growth factor receptor substrate 3-like
Exons: 2
Coding region: 98-1372 (424 amino acids)
Biological process (GO): cell surface receptor protein tyrosine kinase signaling pathway
Cellular component (GO): cytoplasm
Source: RefSeq, a predicted model, not a curated record
CCUCGUUCAAAUAUUACGACAUAGAAUUACGAACGAGGACACGGUUAGAUGAAGCUGGUAAUUACUUCCAAAAUCUGUUGGUCUAAUCGAUACCAGUAUGGGAUGUAUGUAUUCCAGUGCAGAUAGAUCGGACAGAAGUUCCAGAACCUUCCGUGUCUACAAUGUUGAUGAAAAUGGAGAUGAGUUGAAUUCUGGAAAAAUCGAAGUAACAGAUGUAGAUUUGAUUCUGCAUCAGAAAGGAAAAGAUCCCAUUCAUUGGCCAUUACGUUGUCUGAGGCGAUAUGGAUGUGACCAGGAGUUGUUUUCCUUCGAAAGUGGCAGACGUUGCCCAACCGGUCCUGGAAUUUAUGCAUUCAAAUGCCGCAGGGCAGAGUCCCUUUUUGCUGCUGUCCAGGAGUGCAUACAGAGAGCAGGACAGCAAGAUGAGCUUGGGGCAAACCAGGCAUUUGACCAUAACAUUCACAACAGUCGACCAUCCUCUGUUAUAGAAAUGCAGCAAGUGAAUGGAUUUGUUGUACAGCCUGGAAGUUUACAAACAAAUGCCUUGACAAGAGACAUCAACUACAUUAAUGUUGACACAAAUGUUGAUGCUGAUCAUCAAUAUGUCAAUGUCAACACAGGUGGCGCUAAUGGCUCUAGACCUCGUAGUUUACCUAACGGUGGAAUGGACAGUGUUAAUGCUGAGUCAGUACUCAUAGAUUUCUUACAUAAUCCUAAACUUCAGCAAGAUAGCGACUACAACAGAAAUUCAGCAGGUUUACAGUAUAUCAGACUAGACCUGCCGGAAAGCGCAGAAGAUGAAUGCGAGGAAGCCAGUGUCAUUGCUAGUCAGAAUGCCAACCACGUAAGAACACACUCAGAACCAGAUGUGGAUGGGGGCGAUGAUCAUGGUCUGCCAAACAUUGAGUUAGACGAGACGAUAAACUGUGAUGUAUUUGAUGAUUCUCCCUAUGAUGCCUCCAAUCAGCGUGAUUAUAUGAAUGUAGCAGCAGAUGGAAUUAGAAUGAGUAAUGGAAAUCCAGUCCAACUGCGUCAGCCAAAAAAUGCUGAUCACAACUACUUGAACAUCUCACAUCCAAUUUCCGCAUCAAACAGCAGCAAUGUGCCAUCUAGUGCCCCACCCCCACAGGGACCUGGCCGUCUCAACUAUAUAGAAGUGGCGAAUCUGACAAAUGGUACAGGCACGACCACACCCACCUCCCCUGUAUCUUACAAUUCUUAUCCUGCAGAGUCACCCAGCAAAAGGACGGACAGUUACACUGUCAUUGACUUUGCUAAAACUCAGGCGCUGUCCAACUCGUCACGUGUCAUGAGUGAUGCUGCUGGGGAAGGGAUUCGUAAGACACGCCAUAACAGUACAAUCACCAGCUAGUGGAGUCAGCCUGUGUUAAAAUAUAGUAUUAUUUAUG